AUGGCCUCCCUGUCGGACCAGGAGCUGCGGCGGGAGCUGCAGUCUCUGGGCUCGAAGCCGGGGCCCAUCACCGCCACCACCCGCUCCGUCUAUCUCGGGCAGCUCCGCCGGCUAAGGGGAGACGCCCGCCUGCGGGCCCGGGCAAGGGCCCCGCCUCAGGCCGCCCCCGAGCCCGCAUGGCGCGAAGGCGAGAGCUCGGAGGACGAGGACGACGAGGAGGACGAGGAGGAGGAGGAGGAGCGGGUCCCGCGCCGGCCGCCUUUCCUCAGGGCGGCCCCGCGUCGCCUCUGGGGCCCGCAGGCCUCGCAGGCCUCGAAGGCCCGGCCUCCUCCAUGGCCGCCCAUCCUUGGGCAGGGCAACCGACGGCUGGAGCGCGCCCUGUCCCGCCUUCUGGCCUGGGCCAGCCUCGGCCUCCUGCUCUUCUUCCUCGCCAUCCUGGCCGUCAAGUUCGGGGGCCUCUCCCGGCCCCGGGAGGCGGAGGAGCACAUGAAACUGUUACCGGUGGACUGUGAGAAAAAGACAGAUGAGUACUGCCAAGCCAAACAGAAGAAGGUUUUGCUAGAAGUGCUGCAUGAGUUAUACAACUUCCUGGCCAUACAAGCCGGUAAUUUUGAGUGUGGCAAUCCUGAGAAGCUGAAAAGUAAAUGCAUCCCUGUUAUCGAAGCCCAGGAGUAUAUAGCUAACGUGACGGGUAGUCCCCCAGUGAAGUUUGAAGCCGCGCUGACGUGGAUCCUGAGCAGUAACAAGGAUGUGGGAAUCUGGUUGAAAGGGGGAGACCUGUCGGAACUGGUGACGGCCGUGGACCAGGUGGCCUGUCUGGAGUCGGCCCGGCCUCGGAUGGGCGUGGGUUGCCGCCUGAGGCGGGCCCUGCUCACAGCCGUGACCAGCGUGCUCAUUUUCUUCUGGGGUCUGGCUUUUUUGUGGGGAGUCCUGAUUCUUCUGAAGUAUCGGUGGCGGAAACUAGAAGAGGAGGAGCAGGCCAUGUAUGAAAUGGUGAAGAAAAUUAUAGCUGUUGUGCAGGAUCACUAUGUGGACUGGGAACAGGACAUGGAGCGCUAUCCCUAUGUGGGCAUCCUUCACGUGCGGGACACCCUGAUACCACCUCAGAGCAGGAGAAGGAUGAAGCGCAUCUGGGACAGGGCAGUGGAGUUUCUGGCUUCGAACGAGUCCCGGAUCCAGACGGAGUCCCACAGGGUCGCCGGAGAGGACAUGCUGGUCUGGAGAUGGACUAAGCCCUCUUGCUUCUCCGACUCCGAGCGCUAACCUCCGGGAAAGGGUCAGGCACGAACUUAACUUGCCCACAGGGGCCCCUUCCACUGACGGUGUGGAAGGUGCCGGGGGGCCCGAGGUGCUGAAUUCCGACUCGCCUCGACCUCUCCCCGUCUCUCCGCCUCGCCCUGUCCCUUCUUCCCACCUUUCUUCGGAAGGUCACGAAGGAUUUUCAGAGAAGUUUAGUUUGUCGGGAAAACCCGGAACCGCCCCCGGGAGGCAGGGAAGGAUGUCAAACGUGAGGGCGGUAACUGCUCUCCGGCUUUCCCACGCCGGUCCCGCGGCCUUCGCCCUCGGGUUUCCCGCUUCCUGUCAGGGGUGUCUGGGUCACCCGCGUGGGAGUGGGCGAUGAACGGUGGAGCCGUUUGAACCGGGGAUUUGCAGCUCGUCUGUUCUCCCCCAAGAUUCAGCGGCAGUCCCUCGUUUGCUGAGUUCCCGGGAAGUAGUCCCCUUUGGGUGUGGGUCUGGGGAGAUGGUGGGUUUGGGCUGGGGGUGGGGGAGAC
Messenger RNA from Tachyglossus aculeatus (Australian echidna), 1772 nucleotides. It is a transcript of the gene LEMD2, whose product is annotated as LEM domain nuclear envelope protein 2. Gene Ontology annotation, biological process: nuclear envelope organization; negative regulation of BMP signaling pathway. Gene Ontology annotation, cellular component: nuclear inner membrane. The record is from RefSeq and is a predicted model, not a curated record. The transcript has 9 exons. Lineage: Eukaryota; Metazoa; Chordata; Mammalia; Monotremata; Tachyglossidae. The coding region runs from base 1 to 1263 and encodes 420 amino acids. Gene Ontology annotation, molecular function: chromatin DNA binding.